AUGGCUAAAUCGUACCGCGAAGCUCUUUUGACCAGACCAAGGCAGAAGCAGAGCAAAGCCAACUUCGUUUUUACCGUACAGGAUGACAACAUCAGGGAGAACAUCCGAUACCGCAUCUACGACUUCUGCUUCGACAUCGUAUACGACGACGCUCUCAGACCAUCCAUCAUGCAGUACAUCCGCGUGCUGUACCUGCCGCCCCACCCACUGUUCAAUCGUGAAAAUUGGGAGAAAACCAUGGUACACCGCCAUUGGAGCCAUAAGCCUCGUGGCCUCGCCCUCCUGCGCGUGGCCUCGAACAUCUAUCGCGAGGUCUUCUUCCGCUUCUAUUGGUUCCACCUCCCCAACUGGGCCCUCCCCUUUGGCGAUAUACCUGACCUGCGACGCCGAUUACGCAAAAUUCCAGAGCCGCACGACCGCAAUGUCAAUGCACACGUGAAAAUCCGCUGCUUCUUCACCGACGAGAAGGAAUCCGAGAACGCUCGUCUCAACAUUGUCCGGCCCUCCACGCUGAGGGAGAUAUUCUACCUGAUGGGGCUCGGAGAUAUCUCUAUACCUUGGGUGAGCUAUACCAAUGUAGACGGGAAAAAAGAGAAAAUCAUAAUCGGUGUAGGCUUUCAGAUACUCCAAGAGCUCACCGAGGAAAAUUGGAUGAGAUCUCUGACCUUCGUCGGUAAGCUUGGGAAUAUGGUAUUUCGUCCCUCUCGGAACGGCGUGUUAGGAGGGCUGGACUUCGCCGCCAGCAAAUACCAAACUGCCGGGAACACGGCUCCAGCAUUCCCAGAAAAACGUCUAAAUGUAAAGGGGAUCCAAGAUGUCUUUCGCCACAUGCGUCGCCACCUCGAGAAUGCCACUGGAGCUAUCAGACAGGCCAAGGCUUAUUUGCCGCCCCUACGCACCCAAUCACCGGAAAGCUCAUGUAAUACCGGCCCUCCAAGGGUCUAUCAAAGCCACGGAACUGCGGUUGCAGCUGUCGAAAAACGGCAUGCGUCCGAAAACAACCCUCAAAGAAAUCUAAGUCUGGCAUCCGAACAUGUCAUCCGCGCCUCAAGACCGGCUAGUCAGCCUGAACCAAUUGAGCCACUUCAGCAUGGGCAGCAUCUGUCUCCUCGGUCGCAACAUAGCCUUGAGAGUUUCUUCGGUCAACAGACUCGCAAAAGUCAACUUCGUGGAGGCUCCUUGCUUGUACUACUCCACGAACUCAAUCACCAUACGCUUGAUCUGAUCGACAACCUCGAACACAGUAAUGCCAUGAGCACAUCUAGACCGGAAAUGGACGAAAAGAGUCUGAUGCAGGAAAUGUCGAGAUGUUCAACGCAAAUUUCCGAGCUCAUCACUUUGGAUGAGGUCUUGCGGGCUCCUCCGGAGAAGUAUGAACUUGGAGCACUAGAUAUCAGCCGUCCUAAAUCUGAACCGGAUAGGGUCGAAACAUGUUGGAGUCCAGCACUCCACGAAGCAACCGAAGAAGAAAACGGUCUCGACAAUAUCCGAAAUACAUUGAGGAGUCAAAGCGGAACGCAUACACUAUCUUCGUUUCAGACCAAUUGUCCCCCGCAACUCGAGGAAGGCUGCCUCUCGGAUCAUCGCUCUACCAGAGCAGAGCCUACACAUGAACAGUCAAAAGCAUACUAUGCCCAUGAAAUGGGCUUUGAAACGCGCAUCGCACAAUGGAUUACGCGCGAGAAUGAUCCAAUACCAUCCCGCAAAUCCUCAGUUUCUUGGUCCAGUGGCAAAGAGGCUUGCGAGCUAUCUUCUCGCAAGCGCGUCAGCUCCUCCAAUUACCAUGUGUGCUUUUCCCGCCGUCCUUUGUCCAACAAGCAUCCUCCAUCCUCCGGUACGGCCUUCCAAUCAACAACCUCAUCAUCGUCCCGCUCUACGUCGAGCAAAUGUUCAAUCUCGGCCAUGACGGACACUUUGGCGCCGCAAGCACCCACCACCACUAUUGCCGAUACCUCUACCGAACGACAACCAGCGCCACCAUCCCAACAUUACCAAGUUCAGAGCCCCGAAUCGAUAGUACCCACGCCAGCUCCCUCAAUCACCGACCGAGCCACCACCACCCCGCCACUUCGAGAGCUUCCCUUGUCAAAGACCACGAACGCGCAGAUCACGGACGACGUGCACAAGGUAGCGACCGCUGCAGCCACCACCACCAUCAGCUCCUCAAAAUCGUCUCGACGAGUGUCGUCAUCCUCCAACGUUGCGAGUUUGUGUGCAGACGACAGACGGCCCGAGGACGAGCCGAUCAUUGUCAUUCCCGGCGCGAAGCAGUUUCUGACGCCGAAACGAGACGUCAAACCUUGGUGGGAGGCAAGUUCCGGCGGCAGUCAGAGCACAGGUGGGAAGAAGAGGAGGAGUGGUAGGGGGAAGGGAACGAGAGGGAGUGCGGAUGCGUGGACGUAG
Messenger RNA from Diplodia corticola, 2403 nucleotides. Its product is annotated as ataxin-2-like protein. NCBI's taxonomy places the organism in Eukaryota, Fungi, Ascomycota, Dothideomycetes, Botryosphaeriales, Botryosphaeriaceae. The record is from RefSeq and is a predicted model, not a curated record. The coding region runs from base 1 to 2403 and encodes 800 amino acids. The transcript has a single exon.